GUGUCAUUCUUCUCUCGUGUAUUUGUGGAACACUUGAGAUUAAGAUUUGUUUUUUGCGUUUUCAGCGUAGGGGUUUAUAUUUUCAGAAAAGUUCCUGGAAAUUACCACAUUUUUAACAUAAAGCCAUGGAUGAUAUAGUUAUGGAAAGCAGUUAAUGUUAGCUAACUGAAUGUUAUCAGUUACAAUUGUCAGAAGUUGGCUAGUCUCAAGCUAGCUACUACGUAGUUAGCUUACGUGGUGGUAGGCUGCUGUUUAUUGCUGUUGUUGGUUGUGGCCAGUCAAAAACAUCACAUUUGUUGGACGUCUUUUAACAUUUAGAAGUUCCCUCGUUUUUUUGGCCUAAGGAGGUCUUCGGCAGAUCUCACCAUGGAUUUGUUCGACAGGAACAGUACAGAACAUGCUAACCUGCCAAGGAACAUGAUUGAGAACAGCAUGUUCGAAGAAGAGCCUGAUGUUGUGGAUUUGGCCAAAGACUCCACUGCAUUCCCAGCCUUUCCUUCUCUUGACCCUGAUGAGGUGUCAUAUGAGCCCCGUAGCUCUCGGUUGCUUGUGCGAGGCCUAGGAGAAAAUGACAUGGAUGAGGACGAGGAGGACUGUGAGUCUUCAGCUCGUCUCCUCGGCAUGUCCUUCAUGAAUCGUAGCUCCGCUCACCGAUCCAACUCUUCCCCCUACACCAGACAGCCUCCACCGAGGUCAUGUUCACGACCCUCAGCUCGCACCAUGGUUGUAUGUGUAUUAUUCCUGGUGAUAGUGGCCUCUAUGACCAUGGUACUCUACUUCUUACCUGGUUGCACCUUUACUAAGGCAGGUUGUCGUAAGCAAAAUAAGACCACUCCAGCAGAGCCAAUCAGCCCCAUUUCCACAAACGGUGAACUGUUUCCAUGGGCCCAGUUCCGACUGCCUCGCAGCAUACGUCCCCUAAGCUAUGAGCUUACCUUAUCUCCUGACUUUGAUGACAUGACGUUCACUGGCAGAACUGUUAUCAACAUGGUCGUUCUUCAUAAUACAAAGAUCAUUGUCCUACAUGGUGCUAAUCUCAACAUUACCAAAGCUACCUUCAAGCUGGAUGAAGGCCAGACCAGAGAUGUGACUGUACUGGAGUACAAACCCAAACAGCAGAUAGCUAUUAAGUUUACAGAGGAGCUGAAAACAGACCAACACUGUGUUUUGACCCUGGAUUACUUUGCCAACCUGUCACACACCUACGAUGGCUUCUACAACAGCUCAUACAUUGACAAAGAUGGAAACAAACGGGUCUUAGCAGCAACACAAUUUGAGCCACUGUCAGCCAGGAAGGCCUUCCCUUGUUUUGAUGAACCAGCUUUCAAAGCCACUUUCCUGAUAAAAAUCAACAGAAAACAAAAUUACAUGACUCUUUCCAACAUGCCUAAGGCCAAAUCCACACCUCUUUCUAAUGACCUUGUGCAGGACGAGUUUGAAAAGAGCAGUGUCAACAUGAGCACAUACCUGGUGGCCUUCAUUGUUGCGAACUUCACCCCUAUCAGCAAAAAUGCUUCAGAAACCAUGGUCUCGGUCUACUCUGUGCCAGAGAAGAAAGAGCAUGCUGACUAUGCUUUGGAAACAGCUUCCAAACUGCUGGAGUUUUAUAACGACUUUUUUGAUAUUAAGUAUCCCCUCCAGAAACUUGAUUUGGUAGCAAUCCCUGACUUCCUAGCAGGUGCCAUGGAGAACUGGGGGCUCAUCACAUUUCGGGAGACCACCCUGCUGGUGGGCAAAGAGUCUUCCCCUCUGGAAAAACAAGUUGUUGCUUCUGUGAUAGCGCAUGAGCUUGCACAUCAGUGGUUUGGAAACCUGGUAACUAUGAGCUGGUGGAACGACCUGUGGCUCAACGAAGGCUUUGCCACCUACAUGCAGUAUAUGUCACUGCAGAUGGUGUUCCCCAAGCUUGACAUCGGUAAUUUAUUCUUAGCAGUGCGGUUCAGAGCCAUGGACAAAGAUGCCCUAAACUCCUCUCACGCUGUGUCAACAGAGGUCAAUACACCGGAACAAGUGGAAGAGAUGUUUGACUCAGUCUCUUAUGAAAAGGGUGCAUCAAUUCUCCUGAUGCUGAAUGCUUCCUUGCCUGGGAAUCAGCAGUUUAGAAAGGGCAUCAUCCACUACCUAAAACAGUUUAGUGGAUUAAAUACAGUAACUGAUGACCUCUGGAACAGCCUCACACAGGUCGAAGUCUCCACACAUCACCAGAAUAUAUCAGAGAUGAUGAGUUCAUGGACAUCACAGAAAGGCUUCCCAUUGGUUACUGUAAGCCGCAAGGGAGAUCAGGUGAUCCUGACACAGGAGCACUUCCUGCUUACAUCUGACAAUAACACGUAUACUUCCAGCUUGUGGAAUAUUCCAGUAACAUACGUAAAUGACAGCUGUAGUUUGGCCCCUGAGUGCAGACAGGUGUUCACUCUGAAGUCCAAGUCAGGAACUUUGAAGCUGCCCGAAAGUGUGAAGUGGCUCAAGUUGAACUACAGAAACACAGGCUUUUACAUCGUCAACUAUGGAGAGGAGGGCUGGGCUGCUCUGACCGAUGCUUUGUCCACAAAUGUCGGUGUUCUUACGCAUGAAGAUCGUGCUUCACUUAUACAUAACAUCUUUGCACUCUCCAGACUGGGACGUGUAUCCUUCCGUCAAGUCCUCAACUUGUUGAACUAUAUGUGCAAUGAAACUGAGACUUCACCUGUAACAGAAGCUCUGCUGCAGCUCAAUAAUAUCUACAGGCUGCUUGAUAAAAGACAGGAGUCUGGUCUAGUUGCCCGCAUGAAGACUUAUAUUAUGUGGCAUUUUGGCUCUUUGAUGGACAACCAAACAUGGUCAGAGGAGGACAGUGUGUCUAAACAGGAGCUGCGUUCAGCUCUCCUGGAGGCUGCCUGUGGUCUAAAGAGCGAAAGCUGCAUUCAGAAAGCAAAAUCCCUGUUUAAACAGUAUGUUGAAUCCAACGGCACCUUCCGGAUUCCAGGUGAUCUGCAGCAAGUUGUCUUCUCUGUGGCUGCUCAGUCAGAGGAAGACUGGCCAACUUUGCUCAGCUUGUAUACACAUGCCACCUACGAUUCAGAGAAGCGAAAAAUUCUGCAGGGUCUGGCAUCGACUCAGGACUCAAGAAAUAUUGUGUGGAUUCUUAAAGCAGGUCUGAAGGGGGAUAUCAUUCAGACACAGGAGUUGCCUUUGGUUAUUAGCACUGUGUGUAAAGGCUUUGCUGGCUAUUUGUUUGCCUGGGAUUUCAUUCAAGUGAACUGGGAUCGCCUCAUUGAGAAGUUCCGUAUAGGUUCUUUUGCAAUCCAAACAAUCAUCAAGUCUUCUACCUCGCAGUUCUCCACACAGACACACCUUGAACAAGUGCAGGCUUUCUUCUCCAGUCUGAAGGAGCGUGGCUCUCAGAUGAGAAGCGUGCAGGAAGCUUUGGAAACCAUCAGGCUGAACCAACUUUGGAUGGACAGGAAUUUGCCAACACUCCAAAAAUGGCUCUAAGAAAGUAACUCCAUCCGGUGUCUGCCUCAACAAAAAACAACUGGGAUGUGUCUUUAAAAAGGCAGCAGUGUUUGCACUUUUGUAGGACUCUGUCUCUUAACUCCAUGAUCCAGAUUUAGUGUACUAAUCAAUGAUGAAGGUUGUGCUCUAGCUGGGUGGACAGGGUUUUAGAUUAUUUGAGAUUGGUCCUGUUAGUUGGACUUGAUAGCUCAGGGUGGCUCCAAUUGUGUGUCUACAGGGUGUUGUCAGACCUAACACACACUCCUCAUAAUUCAUGCUGUCGACCAAACCUUUUCUGCAGAUCUCAUCUAAACCUCAUGCCUGAGCAGACAAUCACGCUUCAGAUGAGCUCCUCUAGCCCAACCGAUUCUCAGGCACAUCUAACCAUGUGAGCUGCAAAAUGGCCACUUAAAGAAUCAAAAGUAUGAUGAAUGUCAUCAUCAUUGUAUGUGUGAGAACUGUCAGUUGUAUAUAAUGCAUCUGUCAGGGUUUCCACAGCAACGAUGAGCUGAAGUUACUACUACUUGAAAGAUGCAAUUACCCUUAGUGUUAAAUUGUCUAGGAGAAAUAAUUGCCUGUCUGUAUUAACUAUUUAUGCAAGGUGAAGCAUUUGCUAUAUUAGUCAUGGCUGGGUUACGUUGAUUGACCAAUGGCUUAAAAUACCAAACUUAUACUUAUUUUGGCAUCAGUUGAAUGUACUAAAAACCUUCCCACUGUGUACAGUAGAGGAUGUAUAAAAAAACAGCGCAGGUUUAAAUCAACAACCAAUGUGUCUUGGGUGAAAGCGGGCAGUGCACACUGGAGCCAAAUGUUCAUUUCUUUGUUUCUUCCUCCUCCAGCCAUUAAACACUUUUGAGCUUUGAUUAGGGCUGGGUAGUUUACCAAAUUUGUAUAUGUGUUUUUAUUUUAAAAAAAAACAAAAGAAGGAAAAAAAAAUCAGAUAACAGUUUUAUGUAGACAUCUUGCAUUUCCUUUUUAAAGUCUUUGCGGUGUGUGUGUGUGUACUCAUUCACACAGCCUCUUCCUUUCCUUCUGUAUUUGUCAGCUACUCUGUGAGCUUCAACUUGACAAUGUUGUCCACGUUUUUCUUUUAGAAAAUUAACUUGAUUUAAAUGUAGCAAUGUGUUGGACAAUCCCUGGUUGAAUUAUGAAGAUUGUCGCCAGGAUGAACAUGUGAACGCUUGCUUUUCCUUCUCCUGUCUGCUGCCUGGCUGUGAGCUGUGCAUGUGAACUGAUGGCCUUUUCCAUUACAUGGUAUUGUAUGCUUUUUUUUAAAAAAGUUUUCUAAUGUAGUGCCACACAAAAUUGAAUGAUACGUUUUUUACUACAACCUUAGCUAAGGUGCAGAAUAAACUGGGAUAAUGCUAUAAGAUGAUGUGGAAACACAACAUGAAUGGUCAAAACAAACUGUUACCUGUACACGUGUGGGUGGAAGUAAGAUCUUUACAGCAUUAGCACUUAUUACCUUACAUUUUAGUACUCUAAUGUUGUUUGAAAGUCCAUUGCAAAAUUUAUUUCAUAAGUCAUGGACAUCUCAGGCCCGACCAAUGCACACAUGAGUAUGUUUGUCAAAAGUGAAUAUGAAAUAAUGGGUUGAUCUGCUUUUAUUAUGAUAACUCUCAAAAGAUAUUCAGACAUUUUUUAAAACUUUUUGCAAACUAAUUCACUCCAAGGAACAAUCAAUACUCCUACAUACUCACUUGUAAGUUGCUUUAGAGAAAAAUGUUUGCUAUUAGGACUCUCUAUGAUAAACACACAUGGGGAAGUUUUCUGUUAUGAUAAACAUCUGGUCUCUCCCAUAUUGUGGGGAUACUGUCUUUGGUGGAAAAUUAAACAUGGAAGAGCCCUACUGUACUGUACCAUGUCAUGGGAAACACCAUAACAUUUACAGUCCUUUUAGACCUAAGUACAAAAGCAGACAUUGUUUUAAAUUUGAUGAUGUCACAUGUAAAAUCAACAAUGGCUGACUAAUCUUUAGUAUUAACAGCCACUAAUUCACUCACAGUUUUUAAAACAUAGUGCUGUCUGAUGAGAAGAAAAGCAAAAAUUUAAAUAAAAUUUAACUGGAGUUUAUUUAAAUUAAGUAUCUAAAUGCAAAGAUCAUUGGAGAAAAGCCCUCAGAUGUUAACUACUGAUGGUGUUUGACAGUAGAACAUACAUGUAGUGUUUUACAGCAGUGUUACCAAUAUUAUAAUAGAGAAUACCAAGAUAUUAUGUACUGCCAUUUGUUUGGUGAGGUGUCAUUUCUUUAGGUCACUGCCCAGCCCUAGCUCUGCACCACAUGUUUUUUUAUUAUUGCUUAUUUGCCUGCAGUGCAGUCACUGUACAGAGUUGCUCUUUUACUCUACACUCUUGUAAAGUUGUAAUUAUAAUGUAAAUAUGGCCAACUUUGCGCUUUUGGAUAUAUCAUUCUAUAUAUUUUCGUUUUUAGCAUUAUAACAUUUGCUUUCUGUUAUGUGUGUGUAAAUACAGUUUAUAAGAGGGAUUAUAUAAAUAGAAUUAUUCAACAGGCAAGGUCAAACCUAUUUUUUUUCCUCUAUUUCCUGAUUUAGACAUCAAAAGAUGGUCUUUGAUGGAUGCCGUUUUAAGGGCUAAUGUGCAUACCGAGGGUACUAAGUAAAAUGUUUGUCUAGCAAAACUGUUACUUAUAAGUCAAAAUGGGAAAAAAACAUGCACAACCUACUCCAGAAUUACUCAGCCAUGUUUCUUAUGUUUUUAUAGUUUAGUUUUUUUGUUUUAUAUAUAUAUAUAUAUAUAUAUAUAUAUAUAUAUAUAUACAUUUUACUCUUACUUUUGCUCCAAAGUUUUUUAAAGACAAAAGUGCAUCCAAAGUGGUACUUAUUUAAGUUGACUUCCCUGUUAACUCGAACAGGCUUGCAUUUAUUUUUAUUAUUAUUUAAGCUUCUUGGUCCGAUUUUUGUAUGGGAUUGUUACAAACGAAAAUCAUAAGAUCUGUGUUAAAUUUUGUUCAGUGGUACCCUCAAUGAAUACAAGUUGAAUAAUUGUGACUACUUGUGGCUGGUUAGACAGUUCAGGGACUAUUAGAUGCUACAGAAAACUGAGGAAUGAUGUUUGAGAGAAUGAGGAGUCAUGAUAUUUUACUGUUGUUACCAACUCAUCAUGGCAGAUCUAAAGUAGAGAAACUUGUGUGUAGUAAACCUGUCAGAUUGUUUUUGAUUAUGCACUGGGAUGAUAUGCUGUAAAUGCUUCUGAAAUGUUUUUCCUCAUUUGAAGAAAAUAUAAAUGAGCAGUUUUAUGAAAAAUGUCCGGAUUUCAUUAUGAUGGAAAUUUAAAGGGAUCUUUCAUCGUCAGAUUUUCUCAAAUUGUUUACUUAAGGUUUGUAAGUUCUCCGCCACUUAUUAACAUAACCCAAAGUUUACCUCCCAGCUUUUUAUGAUUAAACAAAACAGUUCAGAGAUUUUCAAUAUUUACACUCCAAAUAAAGUUAAACAACCACCACUUUUGUUCUUAUGGGUAUCGGUUAUAAAAUAAUUGUGUUUCCUGCUUAUAAUGUGAGCCACGCUGAAUUUAAUAUGAAUCACUGUGAAAAAUUAACUUUGUAUUAGUUUAAUUCAGUUAAGUAAAACAACUUUAUUGUUCCCUAGAGGGGAAUUUAGUUUGACAGUCUUUAUGAUCACACUACAACAGAGCCUUAAUUAAAAACAGCAUUGACAAUCAUAAGCAGACAAAUGUGUCAAAGUGUGCAACAGCUUUGGCAAGGAUGUAAUUACAACUAAAACAAUGACCAUAAGGCAAAGUCAGAAUAAAUACAAAAUAAUAAUUGAAACAAAUACAAUUAGAUGUCUGAUUAGCAGCAGCUGUGAGCAUGAGCACUGCUGCAAGGUUAGUUGGAAUAAGGUCAGAGCUGGGAGAAGAUAACAUUAUGUGAAUUUACAUCAAAAUAAAACAAUAAUACGGAUUAAACACACUGUACCAUUAAAAAAAAAAAAAAAAAAAAAAAAAAA
Melanotaenia boesemani (Boeseman's rainbowfish) is the source of this 7439-nucleotide messenger RNA. It is a transcript of the gene lnpep, whose product is annotated as leucyl/cystinyl aminopeptidase. The transcript is spliced from 22 exons. The record is from RefSeq and is a predicted model, not a curated record. NCBI's taxonomy places the organism in Eukaryota, Metazoa, Chordata, Actinopteri, Atheriniformes, Melanotaeniidae. Gene Ontology annotation, biological process: peptide catabolic process; proteolysis. Bases 367 to 3474 code for a protein of 1035 amino acids. Gene Ontology annotation, molecular function: zinc ion binding; peptide binding; metalloaminopeptidase activity. Gene Ontology annotation, cellular component: cytoplasm.